Molecule: messenger RNA, 2307 nt
Organism: Chilo suppressalis (striped riceborer)
Lineage: Eukaryota; Metazoa; Arthropoda; Insecta; Lepidoptera; Crambidae
Source: the annotation of a GenBank genome assembly
CGUCUUUCUUGUAUCGGUUUUUUCUUGCGUUUCUGUUUCGAGUUUCAUACUGUAAAUUACAAAUUGAUUCAUAAAUUAAUUACGAUAUCUUCUUUCCAUUGACUUAUUAAUGUGUAUACAUAUUGGAUAUACUAAUGAUAAAUCGCCUGUUAAGUCCUCUUAUUGACUAUUUUUGAUGCUGAAUCUGUCAUUGGGUGUGCGUGCUAUACUGUUUUGAAACAAAGAAUUUGACUUCGCCAUGCGAGAUCUUAAAAAAUGGAAAAAACUGCGUUAAGCUGUGUCAACUUACCCGGGAACUACCUGCUGUCAGACGAGAGUUCUGAUCUGAGCGCUCAGGCCGUUUGCGGAUGGACGACGCCUCUCCGGUGCCUCGCGCGCCUCUGCCGACCCCCGCCCACCACGCGACGCUGCGCCAGCCCACAACCCAACCGAGUCAUGCCUCCAAUGAUAUUCCCUUUAUGAACAAUAUGGACGAAAUAUCAUACUGGAUCACCACCAAACAAGCACCGUGCCUCUUCAACUAUGACAAUGUGAUUAAGAGACAAUGCGUAAGAGCUCAGGCCUCAAAACCUAUAAGUGUUCAUAGUAUGGUAUUAGAUGCUUCUCCUAAAAAGAAAAAGAAACGGAAGUUGUCUUUGCUUGAUGACGAAUCACUAUCCUCGGGAAAGCAGCAUAAUCUGUAUUUUGACACCUCUCAAAACAAGAAUCAGAUAACAAUCUUGAAUAGCUGUAAGUCUGAUACCCUUGGCUCUGACUUAAAUUUCAACAUCAAAAGUCCAUCUUUACAAAAUAAAUCAAAAAAAACUAAAUUUAAUAAAUCAAAUAAAGCAGUUGUACAUAAGAAGAACAAAAUUGUGACUUCCACUCCUAAAGCAGUUGGCAUCUUGAGGAGAAGCUUGCGCAAAACUCAACGGACCAGCGACCAUAAUGGUCAUCCCAAUGAUUCCUUUGAAGUGUUAAAUGGUGAUAUAGUCAAUAGAAAUGGAGGUAAAUAUAACAAUGUCUUUUCCGGCAAAGAAAGGUUGUGCAGAAUUAAGAAAACACCUGAGGCAUUUGCAGGGGGUGACCUGAACACCCCCAAAAAAUCAUCUAACGAAACAAAUAAACUGAUGAAGGUGAACAGUGGUCAAUUUGAUGACAUGAGUGAUGUGUCUGGUUUCACUGCUAACUAUAUUAGAUCCACUAAAUUACAUUCUUCCAGGAACAAUAUACGCAAAGGAAAUAGAAAUUUUAUAAAAGAAUCAAAUCAUGUCACUAAAAAUGAUGACAAUUCAAUGUUAAUUUGCUUGAAUAAAUCUGUAAACACGGGAUUAUCAAAAACACCGUUAAUGAACUGUAGCAUGGACUCGUCACAAAAUGUUCUGAAUUUAGUUUCUUUGAAAACCAAUGAUAGGUCCGCAAAAAUAAACAAAAGCACUAGCUUGUUAAAGUUUAUGGAUGCAAGAAUUAUGCUUAAGCAUAAUGUGGAUGAUAAGGGAAUAUCGUCUAAUGAAGUUAAUAUUUCUUUUCAAUCUAAAAGCAGUCUAACAUCUAGAUAUCCAAUAAGAAAUAAAAACGUUUCAAUUAAUGAUGGAGUACCAAAAGGCAAAAUGAACAAAAAUUCUAAUGAGUUCCAUAAUUCAGAUAGAAAGGAGAACCCAGUUGAAAAUUCAAUAUCAAGGACAAGAAGUGGUAGACGCAUCGGCCUGAUGUUGCAACAUCCUGAGAAUUCUGUCUUAGUUCUCAGCAAUUCAAAGGAUCCGGUGAGCUCUAUAGCGAGUAUUAAUGUUGCUACACCGAACAACCAGAUGGGAGGUAGAUCUAAAAGGAGGAGCUGUAUAUCGCUAAAACCGUUAGAUAGCGCAAAGAAGAGUAUCAAAAAUGACCGCAGGGAAUCUCUGAGAGACAAAAGUGGUUUCGCUGCAUGUUUUUCUGAAAGUGACGAAGACAAUGGACCUAUGAGACAUAAGAAAUUUUUCUGUUAAUAUGUAAUUUGUUAUAUUAUAAAGACUGCAUACUUAUGAUAUUUUUUGUUGGUUAACAGUGCAUAUAAAACUGGUUUUUGGCUUAUACUAUAGUAAUAAUAAGGUGUAGUUCCUUGUAGUUUUGUCUAAUGGGCGUUUACUGGUGCCUACUAAGGUCACUUAACCGAUUCCCUGGAGAGUCUGCCUAUUCAGUGCCUCUAUCCAGUCUUUACGUGAUAUAUAUUCAAUGCAUGUUCAUUUACAUUAGUCAUGCUCACUUAUAGAAUCAAUUUUACGAAUAUGUUAUUAGUUCGUAUGACGCAAAUAAAAUUUGUGUUUAAAAUUUGCUGUUUUAAGAAGUGCC